AUGGGCUUCCCGAGGUGGCUGGUCCUCUGGACGAGAGAUUGGUUGACCGGUCGAGAGGCCACCCUUCUUUUCGACGGCAAGACGGCGGCGCCGACGGCAAUUCGGGCAGGGGUCCCCCAAGGCUCACCCCUUUCCCCUGUCCUCUUCAUCCUCUACAUUUCCUCAUUAUACAAGCAGCUAAAAGACGAGCACCCUCACUUGGCUAUAACGGGGUUUGCGGAUGACACCAACCUUCUAUGGACCGAACAAGUAAACCUUGCCAACCCAGGGGGAGGCACCAGCCCCGUUAAACCAGAAGGGUCUGCCAGGUUCCUGGGAGUCUGGUUGGACUGGAAACUCAACUGGAAGGCCCACCUGGUGGCGGUGGAGAAGAAGCUGAGGACCCAGAGCUAUGCCCUGUCGAGGAUCGUGGCAAAGACAUGGGGGAUGGGGCUAGCCAAAGCGCGAGAAGUGUACACAAAGUGCAUCCGGUCGGCGCUGGCCUAUGGCGCAUCAUCGUUUCACAUCCCCACGGAUGUGGGAGGCGAGCCGGCAAAGAAAGGCAUCACUAAGGCCCUCGGGAAGGCCCAGAACAAGAGCUUGCGGAUUGUGGCGGGAGCCUUUAAGUCUACCCCCAUCCGUAACCUCGAGACAGAGACAUGGGUACCACCAUUGGACUUGUACCUAAACAAACGGCUUGCAGAUUUCGAAAACCGACUCCAACGACCCGAUCUGGACGACGGUCGAGGCGGCAAGAAGACGGCGGCGAGCGUUGUCCUCACCGCCUGCCGCAAGAUACAGCAGAGACUUAGCUCGAGGAGGGGCAACAAGGGCCGACCGCGAACCUUGGGACCUCAAGGGCCUACGGUGGUGGAGAGAGCCGCGGAAACGGUCAUGCGCUGGACGGGGGGAACCGUUGAUACGAACAGGGUAGUAGAAGAGGCUUGGAAAGCGAGGUGGUUAAAGGAACGGGACGGCAGGGCAAUCACCAGGCCGGCGGACGACUUUGACCAUCAGCAGGAGACGCUAUUCCGGAACGAAACCCUAAGGAGGCACGACGGUCUCAGCAAGGCGAAGAGCUCACUGCUGAUUCAAAUCCGGACGGGAGCAAUAGGCUUACGGGACUUCUUGUUUACACGGGGAGUCCCGGAGGUUCUGACUCCUGCCUGCGAGUGUGGCGAGGGACGAGAGACUGCCGAACACCUGGUAGUGUGGUGUUUGGCCCCACCGUUGACUAGAAGAUGGGAGAGAACUGGAAUUCGGACACGACGGGACUUUUACUCUGUUCUACACGGCAUCAAUCCCACGACUGCACGGCUCGCGAGGAGAGUUCUCGACUGGCUGAUGGACUCGGGGAAGCUGCCGAUAGUCAGACACAUUCGAUCAAACUUGCGAGGAUUCAAGCCUUUCGUGUUGUCCCUUUUGGGCAACGAGAGCCGGGAGAGGCCCAUUACAGGCUCCUUGCAGGCAGGCAGGCACCGUUAG
This is a messenger RNA of Chaetomium globosum CBS 148.51, 1464 nucleotides long. RefSeq lists its product as uncharacterized. The coding region runs from base 1 to 1464 and encodes 487 amino acids. The record is from RefSeq and is a predicted model, not a curated record. Lineage: Eukaryota; Fungi; Ascomycota; Sordariomycetes; Sordariales; Chaetomiaceae. The transcript is spliced from 3 exons.